AAUAGUAGCAAAUUUGAAGACCUGUUGAAAUUCUUCCAGAUAUUAAAACGUGUGUACCAGUUUUCAUCUAAUAUUUGGAGUAUGUUUCGACUGAAGAUUACAAUGAAAACACUAUUCAUAAUCUUGCUGUGUCAAAUUGCUGUGGUGACGUCAUUUUGUAAUGGUGGAACGACAUCUCAAAUAAAGGAAUUGGUGAAAGGAAAAUGUCUGCUAUAUCAAACAAUUAUUCAACCCGAUGUAUUCUGUAACAGUCGGAGAAAUUGUGAUGAAGUCGCUGACAAAUUCGUAGAAGCAUUUUUGUAUCAACCGACAUGUAAUGUGUCUGUAUCAAGAUUCAAUGAUUACCUGAAUCUAACCAGACAUCCUGUACAGACUAAUAAGUCUAUAUUUUGGGAAGAUGUGUACCAGGCUGUAGCGUUGUAUGCUAAUCAAGGUAAACGACUUGUAUCGAUAGCGGACACUCUUUAUGGCUAUAUAGCUGAUGGUCUUCACUUCUGUGCCAAGUUGGAAGAUCCAGGAAUGAUUAUAAACGAAACCUGUGCAGGUUUUGAUGCUACUGGAGACUGUGAGAAAAAUGCAGAAUAUUCCUUUUGGGUCGGUGCCUCAGAGCAGUUUUCUUCAGAUGUUAAUGGAAAAGUUUACAUUAUGCUGAAUGCAAGCAUUGAAAAUACGUUUAAAGAGAAAUCGUAUUUUGCAAACAAUGAAUUGCCAAACCUUAACGGUGACAGAGUUUCUAAAGCAGAAAUAUUUUUAGUGAAAUAUGCAGGUCAUGAAACUAGGUCAACAUGCAAUGAUGAUUCUAUCAAGUUAUUAAAAAGCACAUUGAAGAAAAAUGGUAUAGAAGCAUCCUGUAUAGACAAUCCAAGAGAUGUACAAAUAGUUUUAUGUUCCAUGUAUCCUGAACAUCCAGACUGUUCUCUACUAUCUGAUGCCAGUUGAAUUUCUACAUUUAGUUAUCGUGUGUUUCUCUUGUAUUUAAUAAAAAAAAAUAUUCUCUUUUCG
Messenger RNA from Lottia gigantea (owl limpet), 1002 nucleotides. RefSeq lists its product as hypothetical. Lineage: Eukaryota; Metazoa; Mollusca; Gastropoda; Lottiidae. Gene Ontology annotation, molecular function: NAD+ nucleosidase activity; phosphorus-oxygen lyase activity. Bases 103 to 939 code for a protein of 278 amino acids. Gene Ontology annotation, cellular component: plasma membrane. The transcript is spliced from 9 exons. Gene Ontology annotation, biological process: positive regulation of B cell proliferation. The record is from RefSeq and is a predicted model, not a curated record.